Molecule: messenger RNA, 1617 nt
Organism: Rotaria sp. Silwood1
Lineage: Eukaryota; Metazoa; Rotifera; Eurotatoria; Philodinida; Philodinidae
Source: the annotation of a GenBank genome assembly
AUGUCAACUACACAGUAUGAUGCUGAUGUUGAAGCUAUAUCAGAUCUUGAAAAAGCUCGAUGUCGUCGUAAUCGUCGUCCAUCUGUACAAUUUAUUGAUAAAAAUCUUAUACGAAGACGUUCAUCUGGUCUUGAAAAACAACCAACACUUACUCAACAACGAACACGUUUACCAUCAAUUAGCUCCACUGAUGAAUAUGAAUCUACAUAUGUAGAUAAUCAAAAACCAGAGUCAACUGCCAGUGAUAGCGAUAGCGAUGUUGAAGAUGGUGCUGGCACUGAUAUACGAGAAAUGCAACAUAAAAAUUCAUCUGGUUUCAAUGAUUUUGCUGUUCGACGAAUAAAACAUGCACCAUAUGGUCGACGUGAAAUUGAAAUUGCUGAACAAGAAAUGCCGGGUCUUAUGGCAUUACGUCGUCGAGCUGAAGGCGAUAAACCACUACAAGGAGCUAAAAUUGUUGGUUGCACUCAUAUAACAGCUCAAACAGCUGUUUUAAUUGAAACAUUAAUUCGUUUGGGAGCACAAGUACGAUGGUGUGCUUGUAAUAUAUUCUCGACUCAAAAUGAAGUUGCUGCUGCACUUGCUGAAGCAUCAAUUCCAAUAUUUGCAUGGAAAGGUGAAAAUGAUGAUGAUUUUUGGUGGUGUAUUAAAAAAGCUAUUGGUGGUGAUCAAGGUUGGCAACCAAAUAUGAUAUUAGAUGAUGGAGGAGAUUUAACACAUUUCUGUCAUAAACAUUAUACAACAUUAUUUUCAACAAUAAAAGGUAUUGUUGAAGAAUCUGUUACUGGUGUUCAUCGUUUAUAUCAAAUGUGUCGUACACAAGCAUUAACUGUACCAGCUAUGAAUGUUAAUGAUAGUGUUACAAAAACAAAAUUUGACAAUUUAUAUUUAUGCCGAGAAUCAAUCAUUGAUGCUAUUAAACGUUGUACCGAUAUUAUGUUUGGUGGAAAACAAGUUGUUGUUUGUGGAUAUGGUGAAGUUGGCAAAGGCUGUUGUUCAGCAUUACGCGGUAUGGGUUGUUUUGUUUAUGUAACAGAAGUCGAUCCCAUAUGCGCAUUACAAGCAUGUAUGGAAGGAUAUAAAGUUGUUCGUCUUGAAGAAGUUAUUAAACAAGUUGAUAUUGUUGUUACAGCAUCUGGAAGUAAAAAUACAAUAACAAGAGAAUUCUUAGAUAAACUUAAAAAUGGUGCCAUUCUUUGUAAUAUGGGACAUUCAAAUACAGAAAUUGAUGUUAGCUUUUUACGUGAAGCAUCACAAAGUGAUUUACAAGUUGAACGUGUUCGAACGAAUGUUGAUCAUGUUAUUUGGCCUAAUGGUAAACGAAUUGUACUACUGGCUGAGGGUCGAAUUAUGAAUUUAUGUUGUUCAAGUGUACCAUCAUUUGUUGUUUCAAUUACAGCUGCUACACAAGCAUUAGCUUUGAUUGAACUUUAUAAUGCUCCACCAAAUCGAUACAAAUGUGAUGUUUAUUUAUUACCGAAAAAAAUGGAUGAAUAUGUAGCAAGUCUUCAUUUACCUGCAUUCGAUGCUCAUUUAACAGAAUUAACUGAUGAACAGUGCAAAUAUUUGGGUAUUAAUAAAGCUGGACCAUUUAAGCCAAAUUAUUACAGAUAUUGA